This is a messenger RNA of Colletotrichum costaricense, 1218 nucleotides long. RefSeq lists its product as uncharacterized. The record is from RefSeq and is a predicted model, not a curated record. NCBI's taxonomy places the organism in Eukaryota, Fungi, Ascomycota, Sordariomycetes, Glomerellales, Glomerellaceae. The transcript is spliced from 2 exons. Bases 1 to 1218 code for a protein of 405 amino acids.
AUGGCACUUCCACAGACUACAACACAACUUAGCCGUUUGGACGGCGCCCUUAGGCAAUCUAUCGUAUCCGAGACUCAUUCCAAUUCCAACAACACCAUUCGCAACGCCAGCCAGCAUUUGCCCGACCACGAUAGAUCUCUCUCAACAACAAUCGACGCUGCUGCAGAGAAGGCUUGCCCUCACGAAAAUUUGCGUAGCCCGCACAUGGAAGAUUUGGAAAAAUAUCAUGAUUUGACCCCUCGCUAUAACUCCUUUUGUGGCAAAGGUGACGAUACGGUGACAGUGUUGUCCAAUGACAUCCUCAGCGGUCCCAAUCUUCCUAGAAGGCUGAGUGGGUGCGCGUGUGGGGAUCACAGGAAGCCCAAAGCAAUCACGCGAACAUCGUUUUGGAAGCAUAGCAAGGUUGAGGUUGCUGUGCACACAGCUGCUCUAGCUUUAACAGCAUUCGCUCUAUGGCUUGGAUGGAAAGAACGAUACUGGUUCGCCUUAGAGGGUCCUUCUCCAGAUCGAGGGAUCAACGCGGACGUCAUCAUCAAUUCACUCCAGCUACCAGCAAAACUACACGAAAUUCUCAUCGUCGCCUCUCUUUCUUUCAUUAUGCUGGCCAUGUGUCGACGCAGACUAGUAGGGGAGGGCGUGAAGCUAGGAUUCCUCACCGGAGCCUAUCGGGUCGGAGACUUGGAAUACAUCUUGGCUCCGUCUUCACCUCUGUGGCACAUGGGAUUCAAAUAUCUUUCUCUCACGGAAAUCGUUCUGACUUGUUACCUGGUGUUUUCUACACUCAUGUCUACUGUCGUUGGUCCGAUGUCCGCCUUUAUGCUUAUUCCGACCCUGGAGAGAUUUCCAUUGGACCACGCGAGCGCAUUUAGCGAGAUCAAAAUGCCCAUCGUCUACGACUACAGCCCUGAGGAGGUUUGGCCUCGAAUAUUGAAUGAUAUCGCCAUCUUUUCCAUGCUAUGCUCGAAGAGCGAAGGAAUCGUUCAGUCCUGGUGCCCAGCUGCACUUUACAAGAUCCUUCACCUUUUCAGUGGCUCGAGCGAGGAUGUCGACAAUUCUCCCGAGAUGCUCCUUACUGAGCUGGGAACGACUGGAGCAGAGUAUCUUUUGUCCACAGUGUUCGGCGUGUAUCUUACCGAAGCCCUAGCUCGCACAGGAGCUGGCGGUAUGGCGUCUGUGGAUGUAGAGGCAGACGCAGAUCAGAUGAGCGAUAUGAUCUGA